CCCCUCCUCAGGAAUGGCUUGCAGAGUUGGCAAUGUCGUCUUCUCAUUUCGCACACACACACACACACAUCAGUUGCUCUCUGUGACUCUGUAUAUAUAUCACACUCUCGGCAGUUCAGCUGCUGCAAUCCCUCUACCUAAUGAUUUUCCUCUCUCACUUGUAUUCGUUUUUCUCUUUCUCUCUCUAUCUCUCACUCAUCAUUCCUUCAUUUAUUUAUUCACUAUACGCCAUUCAUUUCGCAUUUCCUUCAUUUCUCUGCUGCAUUCUAGCCCACUGAAUUUUGGAGUCUUUUGGAAAUUGCUUUUUGUUUCUGCUUUUGUGUGUUACAACGAUGCCGUUGGUGAGAGUGGAGGUGAGGAAUGAGUACGGGCUAGGAGCACCGGAGAUGUACAGGGAGGGGGACAAGCAAGACCCCAAGGAGAUUCUUCAAGGAGUAGCCGUGGCUGGCCUCGUCGGAGUCUUACGUCAGCUAGGUGAUCUCGCUGAUUUUGCAGCAGAAGUUUUUCAUGGCUUGCAGGAAGAAGUGGCGAUAACAUCUUCUAGAAGCCAUAAGUUGACGAGUCGUGCGCAACGAAUUGAAGCUGCCCUUUCUCCGAUUGAGAAGGCUCUACUGGCACAAAGGACCCACUUACACUUUGCUUACACUGCUGGUUCCUGUUGGCACGCUCGUCUCCAAUGUGAAAAAAAUCUUUUGGUAUGUAGUGAUGUGCCUCAAUUUGUGUUGGAUUCUUAUGAAGAUUGCUGCGGCCCUCCACGUUUGGACUUGCUUGAUAGGUUUGACCCUGGUGGCCCUGGAUCUUGCUUGAAGAGGUAUUCAGAUCCAACUUUCUUUAAGAGAGCAUCAGCGGCAUCUGGUGAAGCAGGGACACCAAAAGUUUCCAAAGCGAAUCAGGGUUACAAGAUUAAGAAAAGAAGGUCGUGGUCCAGGAAUAUAGAUGUGUCACAAAGGGCGUCGUUUUCAUAUCAAACCUGCAGCAUGAAGUUUGCUCAACUGAAUGUUGGUGGGCACGCUUCGCCUUCUCAAACAAUGUCCCCAUGUGAUGCUGCGUUAAGAUCAGAUUUGAGCGAACAUUCAUGUUUGGACUUGAGAAAUGGGUUUGGCCGCAUUGAAGGUGAUUUCCAUGGCAUUCACUCAAUGCAACCCAAAGAACAAGAAUCUAGAGAAUUUAUUGCUUCUCCUGUAAAGAGGCAUGACAGGGACUACCUUGACUACAAUUUCCUCAAGGAAAAAGUUUCAGAUGCACGUAAUGAUAUUCAGAUAAAUCUAACGCAAGAGCAAGGUGUCUGUACUUCAUAUUCUGCUAAUUGGGAUGAAAAGCCAGCAACAUUGCAGGAUGGUGAUCACGAUAGCGUGGCACAGGAGGAUGAACAUGAUAGAAAUCUGGAAUCAUUUCUCCUGAAAUUGGAUCUAGAAACUCUGAGUGAUGUUGCUGUCAAUAUUGAAAAACCAGAUGGCCAGAUUUGCAUUGAAGCUUUACCAACAUUUGGAUUUGGUGAUAUCCAUCUUGAUAACUUUGAAAGUGAAACAGAUCAUUUUACAGAUGCACUUAAUAGCAUUGACCCAGAGUCCCAAACUGAUAUUGACUGCAUCAGAAAGCCAGAAAUAGAUGAAUACUCUAAGUUGGAGGACAAAGCAGCUGAGGAUGGACUACCUGAAAUGAUUAAACAUAAUUCGGAAUGCCAAAACUCAAACCCUGAGUCUAAUAUAUGGGCCAACAGUUCUCUUAUAACUGGUGGUUGUGAACAUAAUCCCAUUCCAGUUUCGCCAAAUCCCCCUUCUGCAGCUUGCUGUUCUAUUAGUAGAGUAGCUACUAGGGAUGAAAGUAACUCACUCUCCCCAGUGGACGAGGCUUUACUACAAUCUGUUCAAAUGACUGGAGAAUUGUCGAAUCCAGGCAGCCUGCAGAGCAUUGAUUCUAGUUUGGGUGGCACUAAUGAUGGCAAGAAUGUAGCAUCUGUUUCAUGCGCAGUAUCUUCUAAUUUAAGGGAAAGUAGGUCGGCAAUGCUCGUUAUUGGUGAUAAAACGAGCAGUCUGGAGUCCCAGAAACCUGCACCAGAAACUUCUAAUGUUGCUUCAGUCACCAUCUGGACUAAUGGUGGCUUGCUAGGACUCCAGCCAUCAAAACCACCAGAUUUCAGUGUAUUAAAUGCUCUUCCCCAAGAUCCUCUGUCUACGAAAGAUGCGCAAAUUAGUUCUUCUACUCAGUAUCUUAUUAGCAGUGACAAAAAUCGAGCGGGCCCAGUUAAAAUAGAGAGCUCUCAAAAUAUUGCAGAAUGUCCGGAUAUGGAUAGCUCUAUGUGCCAGGAGAAGCAAGACAGUGGCAUAUCACCAAAGAAGACAUCUUGGAAAAUUUCUCCAGCUGAUUUAGACAUCAGAGUUGGGAAAAGAAGUGAUUCAUUUUCUCCAAAUAAUUUUAGCUCUAGCAAAGCCAGUGUAACAGCAUCUGGAAAUGUUCUGCCUGUCAAUCCAGAGUCCCUAGCUGCAACAAAGCUCCAGGAAGUUACAAAAAGUUCAUCUCGAAUGUUUGAACUCAGCAAUAAAUUGCUCAAACCAGGAUCCAGCAAAAAACUAUUGCAUGGUGGGGAUGAGAACUCAGGGCACACUAGCUAUCAAAAUGCAAAUGCUUUGAAGCAGAAAAAUCAUCAGAACUUUGCACAUCAAGCGUUUGCUGGACGAAACAGAGAUCUGUUUGGAGGUGAAUCCCAAAUACCCUCACCUCCUUCAUCACCUCCUCUUGCGCACAUGAAAAUAUCUUUCCAACCAAUAGAUGGCUUUGAGACUUCAAGGCUGAAACUAAAAUUUCCCUAUGGAAACACUAAUGAUGAAAGCAGCAGAGAUGUGUUUCCUUCAUUUCAGUUGGUACCCGAGGUGUCCAUUACUCAGCACAACAUCGGUUCAGACUCUGAGGAUGAUACAUUCCAUGGAUCAUCGCCUUCUUUAUCAGAUGAUUGUCAUAGGCAUCAGUCUGAAUCAAAUUCUGAGCAGCGGGAGUCCAGAAAGUCUCCUAGUACCAAGGACCCUGACUUGUAUGGCUCCCUCGGCAGAAUCUCUCUGACAGAAUCUUCAACAGUUAUGGGAAAUGGGAAAACUAGCCAUGGAGAUUUCCAUGACAACUUUGGAUCUCAAUUUCCUUUUGCUGAAAAUAGCAUGCAAGGUUCUCAUUCUUUUCAUUCAGUUGAUCUUCAAAGUAUGGAGACCCUAAAUCCCUCAUUACAAGAAGAACUCAGAAACGAUACCAAUUCAAAGGAUCUUGUGGAGCCAGAAGCUGCAACCACUCCUGAUCCUCCACCUUUACCUCCAGUUGAAUGGCGUGGUAUGAAGCCCCAGUUGGAAGUUAUACAAGACGGGUGCAAGGUGAUGCCCAAAGGCACUAAUUAUGCAUGUGAUGUUACGCAUUCAGCAUCCAUAAUAACUCAGCAACCUAAGCCAGCCCCCUUCAAUCAAGAUCAAAGUUUUGAGACCACAAAUGAGCAACAGAGCAAGAAGAGAUCACAUGGACUAAGAGAAGCUAAGCAGGGUAAGAGCAUGGAUGAAAAGAAGGACUUUCUCCAGCAAAUUAGAACAAAAUCAUUCAAUCUGAGACCAACGGUGGCUGCCAAAUCAACUGCGCCAUUAGGGGAAUCUCCCAAUAUCCAAGUCACUGCAAUUCUGAAGAAGGCAAAUGCCAUUCGCCAGGCUGUUGGAAGUGAUGAUGGAGAAGAUGAUGGUAACUGGAGUGACACUUAAUGCUGACUGGUCAUGAAUGUAUCAGUACAGGUUAGGGGUAUGCUCUGGUAAAUAUUUGUGUAUAGCCCAAAAUUUCUUCGUCUAAUUAAUCUGAGGUAUCUUUGGUGUUUUAUAAAUAGCGUUACUGAUCUACUUAAGUAUAUGUGAGCUGGUAUAUAUAUAUAUAUAUAUGCACGACUUAUAAAUCCCAUUUUUGGAAACGCAUAAACAGUUCUGUGAAAGUUGACAUGGUUAAAAUAGGCGAAAU
Messenger RNA from Sesamum indicum (sesame), 3975 nucleotides. Its product is annotated as protein SCAR3. Gene Ontology annotation, molecular function: protein kinase A regulatory subunit binding; Arp2/3 complex binding. Gene Ontology annotation, cellular component: cytoskeleton. Lineage: Eukaryota; Viridiplantae; Streptophyta; Magnoliopsida; Lamiales; Pedaliaceae. Gene Ontology annotation, biological process: actin cytoskeleton organization; positive regulation of Arp2/3 complex-mediated actin nucleation. The record is from RefSeq and is a predicted model, not a curated record.